This is a messenger RNA of Chaetomium globosum CBS 148.51, 984 nucleotides long. RefSeq lists its product as uncharacterized. NCBI's taxonomy places the organism in Eukaryota, Fungi, Ascomycota, Sordariomycetes, Sordariales, Chaetomiaceae. The coding region runs from base 1 to 984 and encodes 327 amino acids. The record is from RefSeq and is a predicted model, not a curated record. Gene Ontology annotation, cellular component: plasma membrane; fungal-type vacuole. The transcript is spliced from 4 exons.
AUGACUUCCACACUCCCUCCUGACGCCAUACGGCCACCCCCAAACAUGGUCGUCUUCGGUCCCGAUGCCAACUGCACGCUCGCCCUCUGUCCUGUCGAGAUGUCCGUGUACGGCUACCAGCCCUCGCUCGUUGCCAACAUUCUCUUCAUCGCGCUGUAUACUCUCUCCAUGGCCCUACACCUGUACCUCGGCCUCCGGUGGAAGCACUGGUGGUUCAUGGGCUGCAUGCUCGUGGGCGGAGCCAACGCCAUCGCGGGCUACGUCGGCCGCGUGUUGCUGCAUUACAACCCCUUUAGUUUCGCCGCCUUUAUGCUACAGAUUAUCUGCGUCACAAGCGGACCCGUCUACUACUGCGCCGCCAUCUACGUCACGCUCUCCAAUACAAUAACCGCCCUCACCCCCACCACAACGCCCACCCUCUCCCGCCUCCCCCCCACCCUCUUCUACUACAUCUUCAUCCCGUCCGACCUCCUCUCGCUCGUCUUCCAAGCCGCCGGCGGCGCCCUCUCCACCGAGUCGGCCGGCUCCAGCACCCUGGGCGUCAACCUCGCCCUGGCGGGGCUCAGUCUGCAGGUGUUUACGAUUGUGCUGUUUUGUGGGUUCUUUGGCGAUUUCUUGGUGCGGUAUUUUCGGGUGAGGAAGGGGGGUUAUGAGGUGGGGGGGUAUGAGGUGGGGGGGUAUGAGGGGGUUGGGGAUGGGAUGGGGACGCGGCCGGAGGGGAGGAGGUUGAAGCUGUUUUUUGGGUUUAUGGUGCUCGCUGUGGUGCUGAUAUUGGUGCGGUGUGCGUAUCGGUUGGUUGAGCUGAAGGAGGGGUAUGGGGGGGAGUUGGUGGGCAAUGAGGCGUUGUUUAUUGGCUUGGAGGGCGUGUUGGUUCUCGUUGCCGUCUAUUGCUUGAUGAUCGCGCACCCCGGGUUCGUUUUCAAGAGAGGACGGAAGGACAGGUCGUCGGCAAUCAGCCAGCAGGAGCUCCAAGAGUACAAGUGA